AUGCCACGAUUCUGUGACUAUUGUCAUUCGUACUUGACGCACGACACACCGAGCGUGCGAAAAAGCCAUUUGCUAGGGAAGAAUCAUGUCAAGCUCGCGGCAGACUACUAUUGCAACAAAGCACGCCAGACCGAGAAGCCCAUCUUUGAAAAGUCGCGGAGCGCCAAAAAGAACCGGAAGCGGGCGCGGAGCCCGCGCGGACAAGAGCCAGAGCGGCGCUGGACGCUGCACUGCGAUACCAAUCGCCAAAAACGGCAGUCGCACAGGGCUGCGUUGGCACAACAGGAUCUGGCGCCCAUAUCGGUGCUCGAGAAGCUGUACCGCCACUCGCCCGCGUACGCCAAGGUUUUUGUCUCGGAAUGUCGGCUGGAUACAGGCCAGUCGGUGCGUCUGGAGCGGCUUCCGCAGCGCGCGAACAAAAGACCGCAGCGGACGGCCGCGGCAGAUCCCCAGAAGCCGACGCGCGACACGCUGUAUAAACCAGACUACUCGGACGCUGGGAAGAUCCCAUCUGCUGUGCUUCUGCCGCCGCCGCCUUCGCUCGCGCGGUGGCCCGCGUGCCCACCGCUGCAGCUCGCCAGCGACCGCGCCGCGACCGCGACCGUCCAGCACGUGACCCGCAAGCUGGAGGCACGCCGCUAG
Molecule: messenger RNA, 642 nt
Organism: Lachancea thermotolerans CBS 6340
Lineage: Eukaryota; Fungi; Ascomycota; Saccharomycetes; Saccharomycetales; Saccharomycetaceae
Gene: YHC1
Product: Yhc1p
Exons: 1
Coding region: 1-642 (213 amino acids)
Biological process (GO): mRNA 5'-splice site recognition; spliceosomal snRNP assembly; mRNA splicing, via spliceosome
Cellular component (GO): nucleus; U1 snRNP
Molecular function (GO): pre-mRNA 5'-splice site binding; zinc ion binding
Source: RefSeq, a predicted model, not a curated record